AUGGCUUCGUUCAAGGUUCUUUUCACAACCAUCGCUUUGAUUGGCGUAGCUGCAGCUUUACCAAGGAUCGUCUAUGAAAACCAUCAGCAGCAAGAGGAAGACGACAACCAAGUGAAGUACGCGGUGGCUGAAACGAACGAUGCUAUUGCAUACGAACAAGGCCAUGAGGAGGAACAAGGUGAAGACAGAGGGUACGAUGUUGGAGGAGAGGAACACCAAAGCCACGACACUCACAACAUCGAUUAUUAUGCGCCGCCCAAGUACACGUUCAAAUACGGCGUGAACGACUACCACACGGGGGACAUCAAGAGCCAGCAGGAAUCGCGGGACGGCGACGUGGUUAAGGGCCAGUACUCCGUGGUGGAGCCCGACGGUUCGGUGAGGACCGUCGAGUACACGGCCGACAAGCAUUCCGGAUUUAAUGCGGUGGUGCACAAGACGGCGCCGACCAAGAAGGAAGAGCAGUACCAGGUGGAGCAGGAGGAGCACUACGAGGCGGCGGUUCCGGAAGAACAAGGCGCUGAGGGGCAUUACUAGUCUGUUUUUCCGAAUUCCUAUCUACACGAAUCCUUAGGCAAUACCCCGAUGGCAUUUAUAUUACAUUCUUUUUUCUCUCAAAACAAAAACUAACUUUGGUACGUGUAAAGUAGCAGGAAGUAGAUGUGGGCAUUUAUUUUAAGCUGUAGAUUUUGGAAAAAUGAAAAGUAAUAGGAUGUUUCAAAGUGGAGGUUUGUUACAAAUAUAUUUAUUGAACAGAACGCUCUAAAUUACACAUAUUGCAAUAAUUAUAGGUUAAUUUAUUGUUAUCUUAGAGAAUGUAUAAAUAUGACCUUUUGUGUUAAAAAUAAGAGAUAUGGUAGGUUUAGUAAAAUGAAUAUUUAUAGGAAUUCUUCAGUAUUUUAAUUGUUUUUAAAUUUUACUAGUCUGUAAGUGUGUACACACCUAUUUUGUUAUUUUU
Messenger RNA from Aethina tumida (small hive beetle), 958 nucleotides. RefSeq lists its product as uncharacterized. The record is from RefSeq and is a predicted model, not a curated record. Gene Ontology annotation, cellular component: extracellular matrix. The coding region runs from base 1 to 537 and encodes 178 amino acids. The transcript is spliced from 3 exons. Lineage: Eukaryota; Metazoa; Arthropoda; Insecta; Coleoptera; Nitidulidae.